AUGACGAGGACGCUCCAGGAACGCCGCCUGGCCCGAGAGAUGGAGCGGGAACAGGAGCUGGCUAGGGAGGCUCCUUUUGCACCCAAUGUACGGCCCCGGCGCUGCACGGAAGUCCACGGAACUGAGCGCCACCUCAUCUUGUACGAGCAACGCUUGGACAUCGCGAAGCGGCGUCGAGAUCUGCAGGAGCAGAAGUUGAGGAGUGAGCGCGAGUACUUAGAUCGCCACAGCGUCCAUCGAGCGCGUUCUCCUCGGUCCCCACAGGCCAAUGACUACGCAGUGUACCAGCGUUUGCACGAAGAGGCGGAGAUCAAGCGGCAAUUGGGCAUGCAAAGGUGA
Durusdinium trenchii is the source of this 339-nucleotide messenger RNA. The record is from the annotation of a GenBank genome assembly. NCBI's taxonomy places the organism in Eukaryota, Dinophyceae, Suessiales, Symbiodiniaceae.